Podospora anserina S mat+ is the source of this 339-nucleotide messenger RNA. RefSeq lists its product as uncharacterized. NCBI's taxonomy places the organism in Eukaryota, Fungi, Ascomycota, Sordariomycetes, Sordariales, Podosporaceae. The coding region runs from base 1 to 339 and encodes 112 amino acids. The transcript has 2 exons. The record is from RefSeq and is a predicted model, not a curated record.
AUGAUGCCCACCUCCCUCAACAACGCCAAACACGAAGAAGCGGUCGACGCCUCCUGGGCCGCGACACGGGGUGCGGUCUCUGGCGCGCUGAAGUGGGGGGUUGCGACGGCGGUGCUGGGCGGGUUGGGGUAUGCUUUCUCGCCGGUGUACAGGGGUUUGACUAUUCAGUUCAAGGUGUACAUCCAAAUGUCGGGCAUGGUCCUAGGCAGCAUGCUCGAAGCGGAUGCUAGGCUGAGGGAGUAUGAAGCCCAAAUGAGGCUGCGGAGGAGGCUGAUGAAGGAGCAGGCCAUGUGGGCUAGUUUUGAGGAGAGGUAUGGGAAGGAGGAGGAGGAUGAUUGA